GCAGUUUAGGAAGAUCCAAGCCACAGGGCCAAGUCCCUAAGAUGCUUCAGGGACCACGGUGACAUUCUGCUCGGCGCCGCGGGCAGGCCAGAACCUCGGGUGAGAAAGACAGGGCACCGUGCAGAAGCCAUCGCCCCCUGCAGAGCCGCCAGCGCGUCUGGAUGGAAGGAGCCGCGACCCCAGACGCAGGCUCGAUGGAGCCAUUCGCCCUCCCGGGCCUGCUCUUCACCGUCACCCUGCUGCUCCUGGCCCUGCGCCUCCUCACCCAGCGCACCAGGCGACCUGGUGAACCUCCCCUGAUAAAAGGCUGGCUUCCUUAUCUCGGCAUUACUCUGAAGCUCCAAAAGGACCCGUUAGCUUUCAUAAAGACUCUGCAAAGGAAAUACGGCGACACUUUCACUGUUCUGAUUUCAGGGAAGUAUAUAACGUUUGUUCUGAACCCCUUCCAAUACCAUCUCAUAAGGAAAAACCCCAAACAAUUCAGCUUUCAGGAGUUCAGCAGACAGUUAUCAUCGAAAGCCUUCUCCAUCAAGAAGCUGGAAAUUGAUGAUGACCUUAAUGAAGACAUUCACAGAACCUACCUGUUUCUACAAGGCAAAGCUUUGGACAGUCUCCUAGAAAGCCUAAUCCAACAACUAAAAGAAAUUGUUGAGCCACAACUACUAAAAACCACAGAGUGGAAUACAUCAAGACUGUUUCCAUUCAUUAGCUCACUGGUAUUUGAGACCACAUUUACGACUAUAUAUGGAAAACUUCUUGCUGGUAACAGGAAGAAAAUUAUCAGUGAGUUAAGAGAUGACUUUCUGAAAUUCGAUGACAUCUUUCCAUACUUAAUAUCCGAUAUACCCAUUCAGCUUCUAAGACAUGUGAAAUCUAUGCAGGAGAAACUUAUAAGAUGCCUCAUGUCAGAAAAACUAGAUCAGAUGCAUGGAUGCUCAGAAAUUGUUCAGGAAAGGAAAGAGCUUCUGGAAAAACACUAUGGGCGUGAAGACUUAGAAAUAGGAGCCCAUCAUCUUGGCUUUCUCUGGGCCUCUAUGGCAAACACCAUUCCAGCUGUGUACUGGGCAGUGUAUUAUCUUCUUCGGCACCCAGAAGCUGUGGAAGCGCUGCGUGACGAAAUUGACAGCUUCCUGCAGUCAACAGGUCAAAAGAAAGGGCCUGGACUUUCCAUCCACUUCACCAGAGAACAAUUGGACAGCUUGGUCUGCCUGGACAGCACGGUCCUCGAGGUUCUGCGGCUGUGUUCACACUCCACCAUCGUCAGGAAAGUUGAAGAGGAUAUGAAUUUCAACUUAGAGACCAGCAACUACUGUCUACGAAAGGGAGACUUUGUGGCUAUCUUUCCUCCCAUCCUGCACAUGGACCCAGAAGUCUUUGAGGCUCCAGAGGAAUUUAGAUUUGAUCGAUUCCUAGAAGAUGGCAAGAAGAAAACAACAUUUCUCAAGGAAGGGAAAAAGCUGAAGUAUUAUGUUAUGCCAUUUGGAUUUGGAGCCAGCAAAUGUCCAGGCCGAUAUUUUGCAAUUAUUGAAAUGAAGCUACUAUUAGCUAUACUUUUAACUUAUUUUGAUUUAGAAAUAAUUGACAAGGAGCCUGUAGGACAAAACCACAGUCGUUUGUUGUUCGGUAUUCAGCAACCCGAUUCUGAUGUCUCAUUCAGGUACAAGGCAAAAUCUUGGAAAAGCUGAAAUGAUGGCAGAGAAACUUAAUCAGAGUGAGGCUACGUGCGCUGAGCUCUGUGGUUUGUUGUACGCCUGCAAAUGCGACAGCUAUGCUUCUUUGUUUGAAAAUGGCAAAUUUACAUUUGAUCUGAGAUUGAUUCAGUUUGUUCUUGGUCACGAAGCCUAUCAUAAGAUAAAGCAAGGCGGUGACCUAAAAACUGUCGGGGCAGUCAUUUCAGGGUAAGUUCGAAGUAACAAUUUCCACUUUGUACUUACUGUGCUUUUUAUCAUUGGUUGUGAAUGUGCUCUUCCAGUAAUAAAUUUGGCCCUGGGUGAUUUUUUUUUAAGUUACUGAAAUACUCUAAUAGGAUUGUAUGUACUGCUGGAAAAGUGUGUCUUUGGACAGCCAAACAACUUCCAAAUUCUCAGAAGAGAGGAAAAUUAAUUCCCAGGAGUUACACUGUAUGAAAUGUUCCCUUCAAGUGGAAUAUCAAUAAUGUCUAUAUUACCAGCGUACCUUUGCAUUAAAUGAGUGUUACAAUAGAUUAAAUGUUCCAACUUCCCUUCAAUAUUUAACUGCCCAUAAAUGAUUUUUAUAACUUGUGUAUUCUACAUUUCAAUAGAACAAAAUUUCUUGUUAUACAAAAACCUUUCGUGUUCAAGUUAAAUACUGCUAAAAUUUCAUAUAUAAGAAAACACAAAACCUAUUAUGUAUUCAGCAAUUGCUCUAGACAUUAGUAUUAGAUUUAUUUUAGAGGGAAAUGUUGAAGUCAUUAUAGCAUUGAUGGUAGUAUUGGUCUUUAGUAUAAACUGUGUAAUUCUAAUUGUAAUGAACUCUUUAAUAAAUGUUCCAAUUUA
Microtus oregoni (creeping vole) is the source of this 2516-nucleotide messenger RNA. RefSeq names its product cytochrome P450 7B1. Gene Ontology annotation, molecular function: oxidoreductase activity, acting on paired donors, with incorporation or reduction of molecular oxygen; heme binding; steroid hydroxylase activity. The transcript has 7 exons. NCBI's taxonomy places the organism in Eukaryota, Metazoa, Chordata, Mammalia, Rodentia, Cricetidae. Gene Ontology annotation, biological process: cholesterol homeostasis; bile acid biosynthetic process. The record is from RefSeq and is a predicted model, not a curated record. The coding region runs from base 162 to 1685 and encodes 507 amino acids.